Messenger RNA from Adineta ricciae, 987 nucleotides. Lineage: Eukaryota; Metazoa; Rotifera; Eurotatoria; Adinetida; Adinetidae. The record is from the annotation of a GenBank genome assembly.
AUGGGAACACGUUGGUAUCAUUUACCAAUUGGAUUAGGCAUUUAUGUACCAUUUCAAAUAUUUUAUCGUUUAUUUUGUAUGUUAUGUGCAUUGAUCUAUUUUCUAUUAUUUUGUUUACGACAACCAAUAAGUACAUGCUUACGAACACGUUAUAGUAGAAAUGCUUCGCCAACAUUAAUUACUAUACGAUUCUCUCAUUUUUGUGAAAAAGCAAGAUGGGCACUUGAUCUAUUGCAACAUGCAGCAGCGAACAAUGAAAAUGAAAGAUACAAAUAUGUCGAAUGUUAUCGUUCAAUUCUCACGCAUAUGGCGACUUCAUUAUGGCAUACAAAGGGAUUUUCAUCUAGUACACCAAUUUAUAUAACAAAAGAGAAGAAUGUUUUAAAAGAAUCAUCAUUAAUCAUGCAUUAUGUUAGUGAUGAAUUAUGUAAACUAGGAAAAUCGACAUUGUAUCCAACACCUGAAGUCGAAAAACUUGUCAAUUAUUUUGAUGAAACACUUGGUGUUCAUGCACGCCGAUAUAUUUAUUGGUUAAUGUUUGCUUCUGAUAAAAAUACAUCUGAAUUACGUCAGUGUUGGUUACGAGGUACAACAGGACUUGAAAGAUGGAUUCAACGUCAUUUUCCUGGCUCUAUUCAAGCAUUAGCUACGGUCGGAAUGCAAAUUCAUGAACAACCAAGUUUAAUGUCAAAACAACAUGUUGAUGAAGUUUUUGAAAAAGUGAAUCAAAUGUUGGAAAAACAUGGAGAAUUAUAUCUAUUGAAUACGAAUUCUCCAACAGCUGCAGAUAUCACAUUUGCAUCAUUGGCAUAUCCAAUGAUAUUUCCACGACAAUGUGAUGAUUUAGUUUUCGAAUAUGAUCAAAAUCGAAUGAGCCGAGAAUUAUACGAUCAAAUUACCACUUAUCGUUCGCAACGUGCAGGAAAAUUUGUUCUACGAAUGUAUGAACAACAUCGAAUUACUGAUCGAGUUCAACCAAUGCCUUAG